Gambusia affinis (western mosquitofish) is the source of this 7213-nucleotide messenger RNA. Its product is annotated as FYVE, RhoGEF and PH domain-containing protein 5-like. NCBI's taxonomy places the organism in Eukaryota, Metazoa, Chordata, Actinopteri, Cyprinodontiformes, Poeciliidae. The record is from RefSeq and is a predicted model, not a curated record. The transcript has 21 exons. Bases 340 to 4569 code for a protein of 1409 amino acids. Gene Ontology annotation, molecular function: metal ion binding; guanyl-nucleotide exchange factor activity. Gene Ontology annotation, cellular component: cytoplasm.
AUCAGCCUAGAGUUUGCGCGGAUGUUACGGUUCUCGGUUGACUCGGUACUUGUCCGGACCUGCAGCGUCUGUGUGUCUGCAGAGGGAUGUCAGCGGUGGUGUGUGUUAUCAGAUUGAGUCCCCACAUUUGGUUUCCUGUCGCGUCCUGCGCGCUAUAGGACGCGCGGGCGAUCAGCUGAGCAGGAAAGGAGACGGAGCCAGCGGUGAGAAACAGGCGCAGUCACUCAGCGUCUGUGCGGACAUUUCAGCGGAGUUUACUGCCGGGAUCCGCUGCCAAUUGUUGACCUGCACCGUGUCUGCGUUUGCGGACGGGAUGUUGGAGGUGGUCGCCGCGCAAAAAUGAACACAGACUGCACCCAACCUUCAGCGCUUCCAACGCCAAGAUUUGUUUGUCACGCAAACCUGAAGCUGCUUUCCCCUCUUACUUCUGCAUCCAGGGGUCCUAAACCUUCUGUAGCCCCAAAACCUAAAGUCAAAGUGCUGAUAAAUGGCAACCAAGGCGGGUUCAGUAACGGGAGUGCACAAUCUUCUGAUGCAAGGGGUGACGAAGCAACUGUGAAGCAGAAUGGCCUGAACAAACUUAUCAUGAACACAUCAUCUGGGAAGAAACACUUAAAUCUCAGUGGUCUCAAAUUCGACAAAAGAAAUCUAGAAACUAUAUCAAAGGGGAUGAUGGACAGUGGAGGCACAGAAGCGGAAAAGGAGGAAGAUAAAAGUAAGAUCAUGGAUGAUUGCAGAUUUACUGACAGUUCCCUUACAGAGGAAGGGGACUCCCUGAAAACACUAUGGGUCAGUCACGACAGAAUCACAGCUGACUCAGAGGAGGCAGAGGAGAUUACUGACACAGACGACAUGGAUGCUGAAGGUUGUGAUGGAGGUGAGGCACUGGCUGACGUGGACGGCCUCUCCGUGGGAAACAUUUCUGCGAGUGCUGAAGACAGAUUGUUUUGCCACUCCAUCGUAAUGCAGGAACAGAUUCAAACAAAUGGAGACAGAAGUACUGCAGAUGAUUUCUCAAAGUCUUCUUCUGAUGAAAAUGGACUAUGUCUUACGGAGAGAAUGAUGGACACUCAUGGAAGAGAGAAAGAGCCAGGUCCAAAUUGGUGUUGUAAUAGCCUGAAGUUGAUGUGUGGCCAUCAAAUUAAUGGAAAGAGUGAAAAUCAGCAGGAAAUUAGUUUGUAUGACUACAUUCCUAAAAUCCACCAACAAGUUUGUUCUGAAGGAAUUGAGCCUUUUUACAUCUGUUCAGAAGAUAUUAUUAACAUGACAGCGACGCUCUCAGAAAGUGGCUGUACCUCUGUAAAAAGAACUGGAGUACCAGCUGGACAAUACAAUGAAGCACCUGAGAAUGGACAUUUAGUGGACUGCAUGAACACUGAUAAAGGUAUUGAGUAUGGCGGCAAUGAUAAGGCUAAAGAAAUGGAGGACAGGUUGAACCAUUUGGACUGCCAGCCAAGGUUUAGACAGGUUGCCAUCUCAGUGCCAACAGACACAGACACCUCAUUGACGUCUUCUUUCUCUGAGAGCCAGCUACUAUCCCCAAAUGACUCUGACGUCUUCAAAGAUGAUGAGGAUCUGGAGGGUCACAUUGUGCCCUUUCUGGAUGAGACCAGUGACAUGGAGCUCAACAUUACAGAUGAGCAUGUUUAUGAGGAACCGGGGCAAAGUUCAUGCACUGAAAGUGGUUUUCUUUUGGAUAGCAAGACUGCUGGUAUUAGAACACACUCUUUGUCAAAUUAUAUUUCCACUACUGUGGGGGAUCGGGGAGUACAAUUUCUCCAUAAGACCUACAUUAGUGGAUUAGGACAACCUGCAUUGAGCAGCAGCCCAGUGUUAAAUUCAACACGGCACAAAAGCUAUUCCAAACCCAAAUAUUUGUCUCUGUACCCACGCUCCCUGUCCAUGGAGGGACACAAUACACCUCUCUGUAUCUACAAGGAUGACUCCUACAGACAUAAAGAUGGGGUUUCCUCAUCUGAGAGCUUCUCCAGGUGCUCACCUCUCUCAUCUAGUGCCCUGUCCACACCUACUUCUUUGAUGGAUAUCCCCCCUCCCUUUGAGCUGGCCUAUAUCACCAAAAAGCCUAUCACAAAGAGUUCCCCCUCUCUUCUUACUAGAGAAGAGUUUUCAGAGAAGGACAGGAAAAAGAAAUCCUCCAUUAAGCGCUUUCUACUUAAAUUUGGGUGGAAAACGGAACAUAAGUCUGGAACAGAUGCCAAGUCAUCCUCUUUGAAAUCCUCGGCUGACUCCAGCCAUUGUUCACACAACAGACUUUUGGAGUUUGAUCGGCAGAGCAUGAGUGGUUCUCCACAACUAAAUUUACGUCAGGCAAACAAGCCUCAGGGUUCACCUGAGUCUUCAUCCCACUUUCUGUUCCACAAAGAGAGUAAAAGGAAAGGGAACUCUGUGGCCUUCCUCAACAGGAGUGUUGUCCGAGUGGAGUCCUUCGAGGACCGCUCCCGAGUGCCUUUUGCACCCCUUCCUUUCACCAAACCCCGCUCUAUCUCCUUCCCCAACACUGAUACCUCAGAUUAUGCGAACGUCCCUCCACUCAGCUCAGAUUAUGAGAAUGUUCAGGUGCCACAGUGGAGGCCAAUUCGACAGAUGCCACUCACACACUUCUUUGACCGUCCUAGUCGAGUUUUGUCUUCUGCAAAUGAAACAGAUGGUUAUGUCGACAUGAAGAGUCUUCCAGGAUUUGAGACAAAAACACAUUUACCUGAAGAGGAAACUGAAAGUGCCUACACAGAAGCCUACAACGUCUGUUCGGUGGCUGCCGGUGCCAGGAGUGACGGUCGGGGAGAGACGGUGGGGGACGAAGACCAAGGACGCGUCUCUGAAGAGGAAGACGUGGGGACAGACGUCAACUAUGACAUACAGUCCGAUGGUCGAUCCAGAGCCUUUUACAUCAUUAAAGAGCUGGUGGAUACAGAGCGACUACAUGUGAAGGCCCUCAGAUUGCUUCAGAAAGACUUUCGGAAAGCUGUGGGGUCUGCAGUCGGGGAUGACGGGCAGCCUGCGAUGGACGAUGAGAGACUCAGAGAGAUUCUCAAUGAGCUGCCUGAUGUCUACAUACUGCAUAGCAAAAUCCUCACCGAGCUGGAGAGUCGAAUCGGACAUUGGGAGGACAGCCAAAGGAUUGCUGAUAUUUUCCUGUCCAGGAAAGCAGAGUUUUUGGUCUUCACCACUUACAUCGGCCACUAUGAUCGAAGCAUUAGUUUACUGGAGGACGGCUGCAGAGCUUCACCUGCGUUUGCAGCUGUAGUUCAGAAAUAUGAGGAGCAGAACCCAGCCGGGGGGAGAGUUCCUCUUCAACGUCAGCUCCUGCAGGUUAUUGUGCGCGUUGCUCAGUAUCGUCUGCUCCUCACAGAUUAUCUGAACAACCUUUCCCCUGAUUCCAAGGAAUACGAGGACACCCAAGCUGCAGUAGCGAUCAUGUCUGACAUUGCAGAUCAAGUCAAUGACAGCUUAAAACAUGGGAAGAACCUGUUGCAUCUGAUCAACAUAGCGUACAGUGUCCACAGCCCACGGGACCUAAUUCAUCCUGGCAGGGUUUUUGUGAAGGAGGGAACCCUGAUGAAGGUCAGCAGGAAGAGUCGACAGCCCCGACAUUUGUUUUUGAUGAACGAUGUGCUGCUCUACACCUUCCCCCAGCAGGAUGGGAAAUACAGACUGAAGAACACGUUCCCACUCAAUGGGUUGAAGGUCAGUAAACCCAACAUCCCAAAUGUUGAAAAUGCCUUGAAAAUAGAGGGAUUAGAGAUCUCCAUUGUCCUGUCUGCCAGCUCUUUUCUUGAAAGAGAGGACUGGUAUUAUACUCUCAAUCGCACUGUGACUGAACAAGCAAGAGGCUCUGCAGCCAGCUCUGGAGAGACCAGAGAUCGUCUUUGGCUUUCUCUGGGAGAAAAAGCUCCCACUCUCGUUCCUGUCUCACAAGUGAUGAUGUGCAUGAACUGCACUGCAGACUUCAGCCUCACUGUUCGCAGACACCACUGCCACAGCUGUGGAAGAAUUGUUUGUCGAAGCUGCUCCAGGAACAGAUAUCCACUGAAAUACAUGAAAGACCGCAUGGCCAAAGUGUGUGACCACUGUUACAACGAGCUAAAAAAGAGAGGAGGAGAAAUGUCCGAGCUCUCAGCCAAAUGUAGCCCCCGGCUGACCCGCUCCAGUCGUCCCCUCUCCACCGUGUUCCAAAAUAUUCACCCCCCCAACAUAUGGAGACAUCGAAAAGGCACAGCUUCUUUCACCCAGGCAACCGUGUUAGAGGAAGGCUCCAUCAGUGGGACUCUGCAGCGGAGCAAGACAAGCAAAAGGAACUGGAAAAGACUGUGGUUCCUGCUGAAAGACAAGGUGCUUUACACCUACCGAGCCCGAGAGGAGAAGGUAGCGUCAGAAAGUUUACCACUUCUAGGUUUCACAGUGAAGCUACCUGACAACCAGGGCGGAGACACAGAGGCCAACAUCUUCCAGCUUUACCACCAAAACACUUUGUAUUACACCUUUAAAGCUGAAGAUAACUUCACAGCUCAGAGGUGGGUUAAUGCAAUGGAGGAAGCCACAAAUUUAUAGACUCGACCCUUCUGCUGCCUUCAUCCUCCUACAAACCCCCUUCUCUAAAAAGUGACUGGACGCAAAACCAAACUGGAAAGACCGGAGAAAGGCACUUUUCUGUUUGUCGGCAUGUCGCAACCCUCCCAGCUAAGCUGAGGAGAAGAAUACAUGGUGUUCUUUAAAAAGAGGACACAAUCUACCUACUUUGUCCUUCUGCAGUGUUCUUCCCUCCCUGCUGUCGCAGCAGGUGUGACACCAAGGGCUGCAGGAGAUGUUGGCCCAGAUACUUGUCAGCGUGGAGAACCGCCUGUCAGCUGUUACUCACCGCCCCAUUUCCCAGAAUCCAUCGGAGUUAUUAUCACAUCUUACACAAGAUACACAAUACAGUCUAUUCAUGGCAUGUUUGGACAUGGUUAAUUUAUUAAUCUGUUUGAAAACACUGAACAAAGAAAAGGAAAGAUGGAUUUUGCUCUUGUUUACAUGAAAAAACACGUUGAAGCCUCAGUCACCAAUCUCAAAUGGCCUCAUAUUUACUUUGAAGUAGUUAUGCCUUAAUUUCAACAUGUGCUUUUUGUACUUUAAAGCAUAAAAAUACUAAUUGGUGGGAAGAACAGAUUAAUCAGACGAGAGAAAAAUAUUUUAAAAAGACUGUUAUUUAUCUGUGUACCAUAUUGUUGAAGAGAGUCCUUCCUGUAAAUCUUUUUUUUUCUCAGUUUGCACUGAUAUUAAAGGCAUUCAUUCAGAUUUUUUUAGGCAGUUCACCUUCAAAAAGUUAGAAAUAGUUGAUCAUUUACCUGCAGUGAAUACAACUAUUUGCAUUUUGAUUUAUUAAAAACCCAGAUAAGCUGGUCCCAGAAACCCGAGAAAAAGAAAAAAAGAAACGCCAAAACCACAGCAGACUUCUAAUGUCUCAAAAUAAGUCCAGUUACCUUAUUUUUUGGACUAUAAGUCGCUACGUUUCCCCCCACACUUUGAACCAAGCUGCUUUUCUGUGGAUUCUUUCUUCAGCCACCAGGUGGCUCUUUAGCAUGAAAUGAAUCAUUGGAAGUCAAAAUUGGAAAUCAAAGAAGAAAGUGCUAAUUGUCAUUUAGAACAAGUGUAUGUUAGCAGCAAGCACCACGGAGAAAUUUCUUCAAACUCAUAUGAUGCAGCUUUUAAGUUGAGGGCUAUCGAUCUGGCAGUACAGGAGGGAAAUAGAGCCAGUGACGUAAGCUCGGCGUGAACGAAUCCACGGCUUUGGAUACGCUGGCGGAGAUACCAGCGGCUUAUAUUAUGAUGCGCUCUAUAGUCCGGAAAAUACGGUACUUUCUCCUAAACCAUGAAAUUGCUGAUUCAUUUACGUUGCAGGCCUACUUACAGAGAAACUGGAUGCUGUGCGCCACUAAUAUCUUUCCUGUGUGAAACACGCACUGAAAACUGAUCAUAGAAAGUGUUUCCACUUCCAAUCAAAGCGAAACUAAUAUAACAUUAAUUUAUUAAUUACUUAGGCUGAUUUGGUUUUCUGCUUGCAACAGUUAAGUCCAAAAUUAUCGAUACCACUGAUGGUAAUCUUUAAAUUUUACUAACAUGUUUUUCCUAAAUGCAAGUAAUAUCAGCGUUUUAGAGUCCAAACUUGAAUUCAACAGAGAAACUGUUGAGGGAGCUAAAGAUUAGGGUGAUGACAAAGAGGUGUUCCAACCUCAUUGCUUAGACCUAAUAACCGUGAAAACACUUCUCAGCAAAAUACAAACUACUUGGUUGUUGUAGUAUUAGAAAUGGCUGCUCAGAAGCAUACAAAUAUUUUCUGCAAUGCAUUUUUUAAAUUAAAAUGCAAAUAAAAACCAAUAAAUUUUUUAUUUCAAAACUAAAACUCCCUUUACAUGUUUUUCUUUUUUUUCUUUUUUUUUGUCUUUGAGAGAUGAUUUUCUCAUAUUCUACCAGAAGAAAACAUAUUAGUUAAGUGAAACUAAUCUUAAUUCUUAAUCUGCCAGGGUUCUGAAUACAUUUUUACCUCAACUGUAAUGAAUCUAUUUGGAAACACUUUUCAAGUUUUGCGAGUUGUUAUAUUUCACACAGGAACAUCAUUGGUUGCACACUGCCUUCAAUCUCCAUUUUCUACUUGAAUAUUCAUUGAAUUAUUUGCAAUAAAACACGAUAAACACUCAAUGGAAAUAGACAGCAAUAUAAAGGUUAUAAAAUAGCAUUUGCAUGAACUGCUACAAUAUCUUUAAGCGUUGUUUGGUGUCUUUGCUCUUGGACUAGACGCCAGCUUCAGCCUGUGGGAAUAACUAAUUUGGAUUUAAACUAAAUAAAGAUGCUUUUGAAAUUAGCUACUGCAGGUGAGAUAUUAAAUCUGUGCUACAUCAACAAUUCUGAACUAUGCCUUUAAAAAAAUAUGAACAAACAAAAGGGAUUACAGCACAGGGACCACAAUCUUUGUCUACCUUCUGAAAAAGCAUGUAAUUUUUAAAUAUCUUAUAGCAAGUGCAAUGUAAAUUCAUUUUUAUGUAAAGAGUCGCCAUCUAUCUGUACUCAGAAGCGCUGGCUUCGAUUGAAACGUGAAACUCAAAUUCACUGCACUGAGCUGCAUAAUCAGUGUCUCGGAUUUUGUACUGUACCUAAUGAUUUGUAACAUUAAUUUGCAUUUUUAGGCAAAGUAAAAGAGACAAAUGUUGGAAAACUG